UUGGGAUUUUCCUUGGAAGUGUAUGUGAGACGAGCUCAUAACUUUUGUUUCUUCCCACGAAGGUUGUGGAGCCUCAAUACUGAGUUUUUGAUUAUAUAAUAAAUAUAUUUUUAUUGUUCUUUAUUUUUGGCCGAUAUGCGGCACACAUUUUGCGCAUCCUCGGAUUGGGUUGUCAAUUCUCAACUGGAUUAUUUUCAAAACAACAUGAGAUUAUAGACACUGAUGGUCAAACUGCGUGCUCAAGGAAUUGCCAUGGAUUUUUCCCGCCUGCACACGUAUACUCCUCCGCACUGUACUCCGGAUAACACCGGCUAUACCUAUUCACUCAGCUCGAGUUACUCAUCCGCAGCGCUUGAGUUCGAGAAAGAGCACAAGAUCAAUCCAGUGUACGACUCACCCAGAAUGUCACGCCGGAGUUUAAGACUACACACCACCACUGGUUUCUAUGGCGACAGUCUCACGGAAAUGACGCCGAAUCGCAAUGUGAGCUCUUACAAGCAUACCAGUGGCAGCAGUUCGAGCGUCAGCAGGUCUGUUCGGAGCAGAAGGCAGCAGCAGGAAUCGUCCAUUUACGAGUCUCAGAAUGUGACUCAAACUCCUCAGAAAGAUCAGACGACGUCGGACACGAGCUUCAUCAGUUCAGCCAGUGAUGCGUCUCUGAUCUCCAGUCUGCUGGAUCAGUCCACGCUCAGAAAGAGCUCGACCACACACACAUUCUCUGCACGGAGGAGGAGAACCGAACAGAGCUCAUUGUUGGGGAAUGGAGACGUUACCAAUACAGAGACACAUACUAAUGUGGAGAAUGGCUACUUCUGUAAGGACUGCUCCUUCAACACAGACAAGACGGAGACCGAUACGGCAGGUUCUUUAGUGAACUCUGCAUCCGUAUCCUCUGCAAUCCAUCAGACGGAUACAGACGUCACUCAUACCACCUCUCUGAACAGUGUUGAUAAGACAGCUCAUGACAGUUACUGUGGCAGUAUAAAUGUGAGAGAUCUGGUGACUGCAGACAGCCGUCUCAAUCUCAAUGGAUCACUCUGUGAUGACUGUAAAGGAAAGCAGAACAUGGAAAUACAAAUGGAGCACAAAUACACUUCCUUCAUCCGCCAUGUAUUCACAGUAUUGUGGGCGCUUGUUUCUUGCACAGGUUACGGUCUGCUGCGAGUUUGCCGAGGUUUUGGUUCAGCUGCUGCUUUUAUGGCUCAGAAGCUGAAGUCCAUUCUGUGGUUGGCCUUGUUGUCUCCAGGUGAUGACUGUAACACGCAGCAGCACAUGGAAAUAUACACGGAACACUUACACAUUUCCUACAGCCAGCACGUGUUCACAGCAUUGUGGACCCUUGUUUCUUACACAGGUUACGGUCUGCUGCGGGUUUGCCAAGGUUUUGGUUCAGCCGCUGCGUUUGUGACUCGGAAACUGAAGUCCCUUCUGUGGUUGGCCGUGUUGUCUCCAGGGAAAGCAGCAACCGGUGCCUUCUGGUGGCUGGGAACAGGAUGGUAUCAUCUGGUAGCUCUCAUGUCUCUGCUCAACGUCUUUCUCCUCACCAGGUGUCUGCCCAAACUACUGAAGCUACUUUUGUUUCUGCUACCCUUCCUUCUGCUGUUUGGAUUAUGGUGCCUCGGUCCAAGCGUUCUGUCCUGCCUUCCAGCUGUAAACCUCACAGAAUGGAAGACACUGGUCACCUCCAUGACAUCACUUCCUGCUCUCCCUUCUCUUCCUUCCUUACCCUCUUUACCUGCGUUCUUCUCUUUGACAUCAGAGCCACUCGUCAAAGAGCAACACAUCCCACCUCCAGUCAUCUCGCAGCCUGCGUCAGAGUCGAUUUACAUCGAGCGUUUGGCUCGGCUGGAGCUGCGGAUGGUGGCGCUAUUGGAGAGUGUCCAGCAGGGGGAGCUGAAAGCAAAGCAGCAGCAUCAGGAGGCUUUGGGAUUGGUUCAAGCUCUUCAGGAGCAGAUAAACACUCAAACAGACAGAGAAACACUCAGCCUCUGGGUCUCACAACUGCUCGAACCCAAAUUCAAUGAGAUCAAGGAGGAGAUUGAGAGAGAGGUGUCCAGCAGUGCAAAGACUAAGGAACAGCAUGUUCAGCAUCAGGCUGGUCUAGAAUCUCGACUAACUGAGCUGGAACUCCUGCUGCAGAACCUGAAUUCAAGAACUGAGGAAAUUCAUCAUAAACAGCAGACUUCUGCACCAGCCCCUGUCAGUGUUGGAGUAUCUCAAGAGAAGCACAAUGUUCUGCUCUCUGAGGUUCAGAGGUUGGAAGCUGAGCUCGGACGCAUCAGAGGAGACCUGCAAGGCGUGAUGGGAUGUCAAGGGAAAUGUGACCAACUCGACACCAUACAUGAAACUGUGUCGGCACAGGUGAAGGAUGAACUGUACACUCUGUUGUACGGUAAUAACAGAGGUGAAGCAGAGAUCCCUGAGCCUCUGAUGUCAUGGCUUGCCUCUCAUUACACACGUUCCUCUGACCUCACCACCAUGCUCACAACCCUGGAGCGCAGCAUUCUGGGAAACCUUUCUAUCCAGCUGCAGGAGAGCAAACCGCAGCAGUCCUAUGCUCAAACUGUCACUGAGACCGUUGCCCACACCGCAGGGGCUGCUGGGUUGUCAGAGCAGCAAGUCCAGCUGAUGGUCCAGCGUGCUUUGAAGUUGUAUUCUGAGGAUCGCACCGGACAGGUGGAUUAUGCACUGGAGUCUGGAGGUGGCAGUAUUCUCAGCACACGCUGUUCUGAAACAUAUGAGACAAAAACCGCUCUGAUGAGCUUGUUUGGACUUCCACUGUGGUAUUUCUCACAGUCGCCACGUGUUGUCAUCCAGCCGGACAUGUACCCAGGCAACUGCUGGGCGUUUAAAGGCUCCCAAGGUUACCUGGUGAUCAGGCUCUCUUUGAGUGUGCUCCCUACCGCUUUCUGUCUGGAACAUAUUCCCAAAUCUCUCUCUCCAUCGGGGAACAUCAGCAGUGCACCACGUCGAUUCACUGUCCACGGAUUGGAUGAUGAAAACCAGGAGGAAGGGAAACUUCUGGGUGACUACACCUAUGAAGAAGAUGGAGAGUCAUUGCAGAUGUUCCCGGUCAUGGAAAAGAAUGACAAGGCGUUUCAGGUCAUAGAGAUGAGAGUGCUGUCCAACUGGGGUCAUCCCGAAUACACCUGCCUGUACCGUUUCAGAGUCCACGGCAAACCCCACACUCAAUAAUCUGACCCCACUCAACUUUACUAUAUACCCUUUUAUGUACAUAGAGGAGAUGCUUGGAUGUGGCACAGCGGAAACUGGGCUUAUCAGCUACAUUUUUAAGACUUUAAUACGAUAUGACGUCCGAAACAGUGUAAAUUCAUUGCUCCGCUCUGCUCCUCUUAACUCUAAAGGAUUUCCACUUAUUCCUUCCUUGUUCUUGCACUGAUUCGACCUAUUUGGCUCCUGUCCUCAUUGGCUCUCCCGUAGAGGUUUCUGUGCCUUCAGACAGAACAUGCUUCACUCAUUCAAUGUAUAUUUUGUUGUUUUCUCUAUGUUCAGAUUCUCAAUCCACAUGGUUGAAUUGAGUUAAGCUAAGACUUUCAAUCUCGUCCACUGGUCACUGCCACUUUAACAAUUCGUUAACUAGUCCGCAAGGUCACAGGAAGUUAUAAGACGGGAUUGUUGUUGCUUUUAAACCUUUAUCGCCACCAAACCAGUGAAUCUCAAACCUGUCAAGAACAUGCACCGGUCAUAUUUCACCCACCACAAAUUGUUUUGCCAAAAUAAAAGUCCCCCUUUUUUAAUUUUUUUUAAAACUUUUCACAAUGUGAAAUUACUUAGUCAAUUAAUCAACCAUUUUCAUGUCAUUUGCAUUACUGAAAUGCAUUAAUAGUUAUUUAUACAUUGUAGUACGUUUUGUUCAACUGCCUUUUCAUUUAUACUGAUUUAUUUACAUUUUAAAACCUCAUUAUUUUACAGUAAUUUUUUAUUGUAAUACAAUUUUUUUUUUCCAAAUGCAGUAAAACGAGUGUUUUUGUUAUUAUUAAUAUUAUUAUUAUUAUUAUUAUUAUUAGAUACAUUUGGAGGCAAAUGUGCUUAAGUUGCAAUGCAAACAAUCUGAAAUGGUCCCAUUUAAUUUUCUUUAUGCAAAGAUGAUAUUGUAUUUUUUCGGUUUUGGGGUAAAAUGUGACCUGGAUGUGUUUUUGUCAGGUUCACCCAAACUGGCACCUCACAUCACAUCCUUUAUGUAUCUUAAAAAUAAAUGCAUAACAGCCAGACAUAGUAAGAGACCAUUCAAACAGUAUCUUGAAGGAAGGGAAUGGAUUUCAAUGGACUGAUUUGUGUACCGUGCACUAAACGCAUCACUCGUUAGCAGGCAUAUCACAGCGCAGUGUUCAUACUCUGCAGGAAUGUAACUUAUUGUAACAAGUCCUUUUGAAUCUACUUAUAUCAGUGUUGAUUUUGCAAAACAGGGUGCGACCUGUGAUCAUUAUAGUUUCUUUUUGAUUUUUUAGUUAAAGUAGGCAAUGCACUGUUUAUAAAGGAAGUGUAUGUUGCACAAGUCCUAUGUAAUUCAUUGGAUCAUUUUAAAAGGCAGGGCUGCAUUUAUAGAACUGCUUUGUUGACCUCAAAGAGACCGUUUGUAAAAUACUAUUGAUUUGUUCAUAACUAUUUAUUUGACAGAAAUGUAGUUAAGUAAUAGGACUUUAUGCGGUGUUUUUGUAAAAUGCUUUUCAGUGCAUACGUGUCUGUUUAUAUUAUUUAGAUAUGUUUUUGUUUCCGUAAAGAAAUGGCUACAGUGCUAUGAAUUACCAGAAUGAUCAUUUUAAAGCUAUUUGUAUGAUUUCGUAUUAAAGCUUUAGUUUAAAAACACUGAAAUGCAGCGUUUGUAAAGGAGUAGUUCACCAAAAGAUACAAAUUCUGUCCUUAUUCACUCACCCUCAUAUUGAAACCCGGUUCGACGCGUCUUGACGUGCCGUAUUAAUAAAAACUCCCAAAUCUCGCUGUUUUUUUUUCAAAAGAUUUUCAGCUAAUAAUGGGUUAAAAUUUGUUCCGAUUUAACACAAAUCUGUCUAUUAGGCUUUAAAAGACUUGAACUUGUGGACUAUGUUUAUGGUGCUUUUUGUCAUUUUUGGAGUGUCCCUUUUUUUGACACAGUCGUACAGUUUUUUCCUGUUCACCAGCCUGGAGAUAGCCAGUGAUUUGGCUCAUUCUGCUCCACACCUCCUUGUUGCUGUUUGGAGGACUGCAGUCCAGCACGUCCCUGUAUCUAUAUCGAAACAUUCAGAUAGAAAGGGAUUCACUUUAAAGGGAUAGUUUGUUCUUCUGCUGAACACAAAUUAAGAUUUUUAGAAGAAUAUUUCAGCUC
Xyrauchen texanus (razorback sucker) is the source of this 5323-nucleotide messenger RNA. Its product is annotated as SUN domain-containing protein 1-like. The transcript is spliced from 23 exons. Gene Ontology annotation, biological process: nuclear envelope organization. Gene Ontology annotation, molecular function: protein-membrane adaptor activity. NCBI's taxonomy places the organism in Eukaryota, Metazoa, Chordata, Actinopteri, Cypriniformes, Catostomidae. The record is from RefSeq and is a predicted model, not a curated record. Bases 223 to 3195 code for a protein of 990 amino acids. Gene Ontology annotation, cellular component: meiotic nuclear membrane microtubule tethering complex; nuclear envelope.